Messenger RNA from Haliotis rubra (blacklip abalone), 4316 nucleotides. RefSeq lists its product as uncharacterized. Gene Ontology annotation, molecular function: transmembrane transporter activity. The coding region runs from base 698 to 3511 and encodes 937 amino acids. The record is from RefSeq and is a predicted model, not a curated record. The transcript is spliced from 7 exons. Lineage: Eukaryota; Metazoa; Mollusca; Gastropoda; Lepetellida; Haliotidae.
AUGUAGGAAGAAAGCGAUAGUAGCAAUUCCUGUUACGCGUGUUAACACUUCGGAGAAGGUGCUGGUCAACGUGCAAAUAUAUUCAAAGCGAUGCAAAACAGUAACCCACGAUCACAAUGUAUUUGGCAUGCUCAAGGGAAGCAACUCUGCACGGCGAACUCUGACUACUAUGGCUACCGGGACGCAUUAAUGGCAACGCUCAGUCACGCCUGAACGAUUGACAAAAACCUGACAACUUUUGACAAAUCAGAAUGAGCAACACCCGCUUUUAUUGCUUUACAGGUUUAACUCGGGAUAUACACAAUGCAAUGUGAUUCAAAUACAUUUUACACGGAAGCAAUAACUGAACAGUGCGUCACUGCACCUGUGUUAUUGUAAGCUGCAUCGACCCACGCGUGGCGACCUAGAUGCAAGCCUUCGGCUGAAUAACCAGUCUCGUAUAAACACUGCUCAACAGGAAGUGGAAAACACGUAUUUAGAAGCUGAUGUACGGACACAAGACCUGCAGCGGAGAGCAGGCUCAUCACACACAGCAAGCUAGGUCACCGGUUCAUGGCAGCUGACUGUAUUUAACAGACUGACAGGACAGACACAGAUGGGCAGACAGCUUUAGACAUGACAACAAUACAAGAUUUAACUACAUUUUAGAAGCUAACAAUUCCCUAGUCCUUUCGAUCCGACAUCUGAAAGUCUCACAAUGGAGGAUUCUUUAGAUGAAGACGAUUAUAUAACUGCUGUACCUCCAAUCAACCCUAUCAAAAAUACUAUUGUCCUCUCCACUUCGUUUCUGCUAUGUUACACGGCCUUCCAAGCCAUUCAGAACCUUCAGAGCAGCCUGAACCAAGCUGCAGAUCUCGGAGUCACGUCGUUGGCAUGUGUAUACGGAAUGAUCAUUCUGGCUGGGAUACUGUCGCCGAUGAUUAUACAUAAAAUAGGCACUAAACGUGCUCUCGUUUUAGGAUGGGCUUCCCACUGUAUAUACACUGCCGCUAACUUCUACCCGACGUGGGGAACGUUGAUCCCGGCCUCGUUGCUGCUGGGCUUCUUUGUGGCUCCAAUGUGGACGUCUCAAGGCGUGUAUAUCACAACAAUGGCGGAUAUUUACAGCCGAAAUAAUAACGUAGGAAACCACGAAGCUAUGAGCAAGCUGUACGGUAUAUUUGGUCUUCUUUUUCAAGCAGCUCAAAUCACCGGAAGCCUCAUUGCUUCGCUUGUACUUUUUCGCGAUGCGAAGGAAGAUUUUCCCGCCAACGUGACGAGAAUAUGUGGAGCAGACGACUGCCCUGGAAUAGCUAGCAGCACGACCAAGAUCCCUCGUCCAUCAGAAUCUCUUGUGAACAUACUGAUGGGAGUGUAUUUCACGUGUGCCUUUCUGGGUCUACUCCUGACCAUGUGUUGCCUGACUCCAGUGACGAGGCUCAGUCUUACAGACGCCACGCCGGCGUCCAAGGUCCUGGAGUGGUUUACGUCGCUGAAGGAUGUCAAUCUGGUGCUGCUUCUGCCCUUCUACUUCGCCAAGUCGAUGGUUGUCGCCAUCCUGCUUACCAGUUUCACCAAGGCCUACGUGAGCUGCACUGUGGGAAUCAAGAUGGUUGGUUACGUGAUGGCGUGUUACGGAGGCGCCACGUCUCUUGUGUCAUACGUCGUGGGAAAGCUGGCAAAGUACAUCAGCCGGUACCCACUCUUUGCUGCUUCGUAUUUACUGGAACUUGGGGCUUUGCUCUUCAUGUUGCUAUGGAAACCGAGUCCCGACAAGCUGUAUAUAAACUUUCUUUUCACCCUGGUGUGUGCGGCCAGUGACGGCAUAUGGCAGACUCAGAGUGGAUCCCUGGUUGGUAUAUUUUUUGCCCACAAGAGGGAGGUUGCCUUCGCCAUAUUUUCAACGUUCGGGUCUGUGGCUUUCGCCAUUACCCUGGCGUACGACCAGUACGUGUGUCUCAGCACGAAGCUGUACACUAGUAUCGCGCUGUGGGUUCUGGGAUCGAUCUGUUACAUUACGGUGGAGCUAAAAGUUGCAUUUGAAAAGAACACUGUCCAUGAAUAUGAAGAAAUCAAUCGUCCUCUACACAUGGCGGACGAUGCCCUCAAAGUGAACCUCGACGACGGCCUCAGCAUCCCAAUGAAGCCUAUGAAAAACACCAUCGUCUUGGCCUUCUCCUUCUUCACCAUCUACACGGCCUUUCAGGGAUUACAGAACCUCACAACCAGCAUCCUCCAGGCUGAGGGACUAGGAGUUGCCUCCCUUGCUUGUAUAUACUCCAGUUGUAUCUUGACCUCAGCGAUAAGCCCAUUAUACAUUCAGUGUGUAGGAUUAAAACCGACGUUUAUUCUGGCCUUCGUCAGCCACUGUCUAUAUUGUCUCAGUUACUUCCAUACAACAUGGUGGACCUUGAUACCGUCAUCUAUUCUGUUAGGUCUGACAGUAUCGCCCAUGUGGAAUUCUCGUCAUUUGUACAUAAACGCCAUGGGGACCUGGCAUAGUAAAGCAAAAAAGGUGGACCUUCAUGGCUCACUCAGUAAACACAAUGGAAUCUUCUAUGCCUGCUUCUGCUUAGCCCAAGUGACAGGGAACGUUUUGUCGUCUGUAAUUCUUCAUCAAAGUUCAACUGACCAAUCAGAUCUGAAUCAGACAAAGAUCUGCGGCGCUGACGAUUGUCCCGGGAUCGAGAACAAGACGACAAUAAUUGUCCAACCGGAACCUGCUGUGGUCAACACGUUGUUUGGGGUCUAUCUGGCCUGCCAGUUACUGGGACUUGGGGCCACCGUGUUAUUUCUUAGACCACUGAAACUGGAAGGGAGUGACCAGACGAGCCUUAUAAGGACGUCGUUGGCGUGCUGCACGGUCCUGAAGAAGAAGGUGUUGUUCCUGUUGAUGCCGCUGUCCUUAUCUCAGGCUAUGAACACGUCCAUUCUGCUCACUAAUUUCACUAAGGCCUUCGUCAGCUGCUCUGUUGGAGUGAAGAUGGUGGGCUACGUCAUGACGACAUUCGGUAUAGUAUCGGCACUGUCCGCCGUAACCUUCGGACAUGUCGCCAAACGCACUGGUCGUCAACCUCUCAUAGCUUUUACACUGGUUUUAGACAUCAUCACCCUAGUGGCGCUGUUGCUAUGGAAACCUCUUCCUGAAGAAUUUUACCUGUUAUUUGUAAUGCCAUCGAUCUGGGCGGUCGGGGACGGCAUCUGGAUGAGUCAAAUCACGUCUUUGAUCGCCAUGGCCUUCCCCAAUCACCAGCCCGCUGUGUUUUCCAACCUUGGUACUCUGGGCAGUAUUGGUUUCACCUUCGUGCUCGUCACAGACCGCCUCAUGUGUCUCCGGAGCAAGUUCUACAUCGCCAUAUUUCUGUGGUCGUUGGGGGUGGUAGGCUACAUCGCACUGGAGAUCGUCCUCAAGUUGAUGCCGACAGAUGAAGCGUCUGCCUCCUACCAUCGUGUGAGCAGAAUGUCAGAUGACGAGGACUCUGAUGACGUCGUUGAGUUUGACAGCAAAACUCUUCAAUCCAAGGUGGAUUAGGAGAAAAUUGCUUCUUAUUCUUCAAGUACCUGUAAGGCCAUGACUACCACACCACUCACACUUCAAAUAGGUGGCGUUACAUGGUCGCUUGGAAACUAGGUCCCGAUCCACAAAGCGUUCGUAACGUUACGACCUGUCGUAACUCUAUAGUUUACCAUAGGCUUACGAAUGUUGUAGCGCUACGAACGCUUUGUGGAUCGGGCCCCUGGAAGGGUUAAAGUGUCAGUCGUCCAAAAAUACGAUCGGUGACCCACGUGGUGGUCUCGAAUGUCGCUGAAGUGGUGUAAAAACAUAUACUGACUGACAAACCUUACUUAAAGUAUUACCGGUUCUUCUCUACGACCUGUAACUCUUGCUCAGAGUUUACUUUUGAUGGCAUGAUAAAUGCAUACUUAGAACAAUGUGGUGGUCUCGAAUGUCGCUGAAGUGGUGUAAAAACAUAUACUGACUGACAAACCUUACUUAAAGUAUUACCGGUUCUUCUCUACGACCUGUAACUCUUGCUCAGAGUUUACUUUUGAUGGCAUGAUAAAUGCAUACGUAGAAGAAUGUAAUUGGACAAAAGACUGGAAUAUAGAUACUCAAAAUAGUUCAAAAUAUUAGCCAGUCGGAAUGAAGAAAUGCGCUGUAAAUUCUUCAGGGCAAAUGCGCGCCUAUUCUUUUAACGAUGUCAACGUUGCUUGUGGUUCGACAACAAUUGCUAUGGAAAACGCGACUCAUCGACCUACGCACGAUCGUAGCUCCCAUACUUUAGCACACAUUUAAGAUAGUCCUACUAUUAGGGUCGUACUUCGACCCAUCGUAA